AUGCCAGUCAGGGAAAUAAAAAGUACCUCGCACAGCCUAAUUGUUCCGCCGGUAUUUAUUGCCCUGGACAAAUUGGACCAGGAGGAGUACGGACUCAGGAGUAGUUACCUAGUGACACACGUGAUUGGCCCUGAUGCAAAUGGGAGCCCCACAUCACACAUUCGUUCCCUGGCCUGCUUCUCGCAACCUGGCCAAGCUACCUACCUAGGUACCAGGGAGGCGAUCACACCAAGCCAGGCCAAGCUCGGCUCCCGCCAGCUCAUCGCCAACAAACUAUCCCCCUUGCUUGCUCGAUUGAUGCAGCGCCUUAGCAAUAAAUCUACAGCCGUACGGCCCAAGGUCAUAUUCUCAGGGAUCCAGCCUACUGGCAUACCACACCUGGGCAACUAUGUUGGCGCUUUACGGCAAUGGGUGCAGUUGCAACACCAUGAGCCCAAGGAUACAAAGCUGAUAUACUCCAUUGUCGAUCUCCACGCUAUUACCACGCCCCAAUCGCCGGAAAAAUUGAAGCAAUGGAAGAGAGAAAGCCUCGCCGCGCUUCUGGCAGUAGGAAUUGACCCAGAGCGGUCCAUUCUCUUCUACCAGUCGUCCGUGUGUGGCUACACCCUCGUCAUGGUGGGAGCCUAUGUCGAAUUGAACUCACUAUUCUGUAGAGCCACGCAUGUUCCCGUUGGACAUGAUCAGCAACAACACCUCGAAUUCGCCCGGGAGUGCGUCACAAAUUUUAACCACGCAUAUGGGGAAUGUCUAAUUCAACCGAAAACUAUUACUCCCCCGGUACAUCGAGUUAUGUCCCUUUCAGACCCAACAUCGAAGAUGUCCAAGUCACACAAACUGGCUCGUUCACGAAUUCUGAUCACAGAUACCCCUGAUGAGAUUAGACUCAAGAUUUCCUCCGCUCUGACUGACUCCGUCCAUGGGAUAUCCUAUGAUCCUGCUCUAAGGCCGGGCAUAUCAAAUCUCCUGAGCCUCUUUUCCAUAUUCGACGCGGAGAAACGAAGCCCCGAGCAGCUUGCACAGGCAUACAGUGAUACUCAUCCCCGCCUGUUCAAGGACAUGGUAUCCGAUGCGAUCACUCUUGGACUACAGGGCAUUAGGACUCGGUAUACAGAGCUCAUUGACGGCGAUACCCAUUAUUUGGAUCAUGUGGCGGCUGAAGGUGCGCGAAAAGCAUUGCAAAGUGCGGAAGAAACAAUGGGUAUGGUGAGAACAGCUGUGGGACUGUGA
Metarhizium acridum CQMa 102 is the source of this 1227-nucleotide messenger RNA. NCBI's taxonomy places the organism in Eukaryota, Fungi, Ascomycota, Sordariomycetes, Hypocreales, Clavicipitaceae. The record is from RefSeq and is a predicted model, not a curated record.